This is a messenger RNA of Acanthoscelides obtectus, 273 nucleotides long. NCBI's taxonomy places the organism in Eukaryota, Metazoa, Arthropoda, Insecta, Coleoptera, Chrysomelidae. The record is from the annotation of a GenBank genome assembly.
AUGCAAGCUAAACCUUGGCUUGAUUCCGGUGAAAGCCUCCGAGUGUCAAGGAUCAUUAAAGUCGAGAUAAAUUGGAUAGAAUACGAUCUUGCAAUCGCUUUGUCGCCAAAGCGUAAAAGACGCAAUGCAGGAACUUCGAAAGAAAUACAAAACGAUCUACUGGAUUGUAUUCUUGAAGUUUGUCAUGAAGAAAUAAUAAAACAGAUUAACAGAGCCUCAUAUUUAGCGAUAAUAGCAGAUGAAACAACAUUUCAGGGAAAACCCAACUGGUAA